Sphaeroforma arctica JP610 is the source of this 971-nucleotide messenger RNA. RefSeq lists its product as hypothetical. The record is from RefSeq and is a predicted model, not a curated record. NCBI's taxonomy places the organism in Eukaryota, Ichthyosporea, Ichthyophonida. Bases 33 to 380 code for a protein of 115 amino acids. The transcript is spliced from 4 exons.
GACAGGUACUGUCGGGUGUGGAUUGCGACACUAUGGUAAAUUUCGGUACAAUGGUGAUAGACGGCGAUUGUGAUACAAUCAAGUCAUGUGGAAAGUCAAAUGGUGACUAUAGCACAGGAACCACGACCGCUCCAGGAAGGACACUGGAUGAUGGGGCGGUGGACAACGCAACGCUAUGGAUAACAAAGAAAGACCGAUCGAGAGAUAAGAAGUCUCCUCCUAAAGCAGAUAAACAACCUGCCUUCCUGAAUCGACCGUUGGCGUUUGGCGAUCACAAACCCAAAUCAGCAAAGAAAGUCCCCCCGCCACUCACGCCGCAGGAGCAGUUGAAGGCGCUUGGGAUUGUGGAACUCAAAGCCCGGCAAGAUGCACUCAGUUGAGAGGAGCAAGCCGAGCUGAGUGAGCUGCACGACAAGUACAACGCUAAACGGUUACCGAUAGAACAAGCUAUGGACAGGAAGAAUGGCGGGGGGUUAUAGUAGACAGCAAUCCAAGUGCAAUGCUACAUGUGAUUUCAAGGACACUCCAAAUAUACACACGAUUGCCCAUCAUACAUUGGUGUGCUCGAUGACAGUUUAUUCCCUACUUCACAUCUGGGGGCUAUCCGGAGUACAAACCAGUCUGAAUGGAUUUUCUAUGUAAAAGAAAGUUUGUGAUCUUUCACAAGGCAGAAUGAUUCAUCGUGUUGGUAAGUGGCUCGCGAUUGGUGUUGCCAUAGCGACCGAAGUGCCGAUAGUACCGAAAUCAAGAUCGGGAUGCUGGAAGCACGCUGAUAGAUAGAUGGCUUGAGACUUGAGAGUUGCGUUCAUGUGGACACAGCCAGCCCCGACCGGGGUUACAAUAGCGAGCUUUCAGAGCCCGAUUUAAAAACAAAAUGAGCUUUGGACUACUAAUUAUAGAUGUACCACGAGAACUCUCUACAUAAACAUAUCCGUUCUGCGUUUAUCGCUAUUUGCGGCGCAAAGAAUCGG